GCAGAUUUACGAUCCGAUUGGUUUCGGGCUCAGCCGGGAGGCGGGACGAAUUCUUGGUUGGGGGAAACCCACCAGGGGACACGGUGGAGGAGGGGUCACUGUCCACCCGGGGGCGCUGGAGUGAGGUACCGAAUUCAGCCCUUUUGGCCCCGGCGCCUCUGUUCUCGAAAUCCGGGCGCUGUGGGUUGAGGUCCCGGUUCCUAACGGGCUGCAAGAUGGAGGAAGGCGGUAACCUGGGAGGCCUGAUUAAGGUGGUCCAUCUACUGGUCUUGUCAGGUGCCUGGGGCAUGCAAAUGUGGGUGACCUUCGUCUCAGGCUUCCUGCUUUUCCGACGCCUUCCCCGACAUACCUUCGGCCUAGUGCAGAGCAAACUCUUCCCUUUCUACUUCCACAUCUCCAUGGGCUGUGCCUUCAUCAACCUCUGCAUCUUGGCUCCACAGCACGCCUGGGCUCAGCUUACAUUCUGGGAGGCCAGCCAGCUUUACCUGCUGUUCCUGAGCCUUACGCUGGCCACUGUCAACGCCCGCUGGCUGGAGCCCCGCACCACAGCUGCCACGUGGGCCCUGCAAACCGUGGAGAAGGAGCGGGGCCUGGGUGGGGAGGUACCAGGCAGCCACCAGGGCCCCGAUCCCUACCGCCAGCUGCGAGAGAAGGACCCCAAGUACAGUGCCCUCCGUCAGAAUUUCUUCCGAUACCAUGGCCUGUCCUCUCUUUGCAAUCUAGGCUGCGUCCUGAGCAAUGGGCUCUGUCUCGCCGGCCUGGCCCUGGAAAUAAGGAGCCUUUAGCAUGGACCCUGCAUGCCAAUAAAUGCUUCUUUGGAAAUG
Messenger RNA from Saimiri boliviensis boliviensis (Bolivian squirrel monkey), 824 nucleotides. RefSeq names its product transmembrane protein 205 (gene TMEM205). The record is from RefSeq and is a predicted model, not a curated record. Lineage: Eukaryota; Metazoa; Chordata; Mammalia; Primates; Cebidae.